Messenger RNA from Bactrocera oleae (olive fruit fly), 5380 nucleotides. It is a transcript of the gene GluProRS, whose product is annotated as Glutamyl-prolyl-tRNA synthetase. Gene Ontology annotation, molecular function: proline-tRNA ligase activity; glutamate-tRNA ligase activity; ATP binding. Lineage: Eukaryota; Metazoa; Arthropoda; Insecta; Diptera; Tephritidae. Gene Ontology annotation, biological process: translation; prolyl-tRNA aminoacylation; glutamyl-tRNA aminoacylation. The record is from RefSeq and is a predicted model, not a curated record. Gene Ontology annotation, cellular component: aminoacyl-tRNA synthetase multienzyme complex; methionyl glutamyl tRNA synthetase complex; cytoplasm.
GGCACAGUUCUAAUUAGAGUGUUGCUGUGUAAAGAGCUAUUAAGCUAUAAGCAAUAAGUUGUAACUCGAAGUGUAUAUCUUUAAAUUGGGACUUUAGUUUAACAAUCCAGUGAUCGAACUUAAGAGUGGGUUACAAGGUAGACGAUUCUCGAGAAAUCCGUUACAAUACGUUCUCUGAGAAAACCAUGUACUCGUAUACAAAUUGAGCAAUGGCAACAGUGAUAAUACUUGUAAAAGGCAAAAAAAUGUAUAUGGAGUUGACAGUACCAAUUGCAUACAUGGAUAAAUCUAUGAUUGCAUAUGCAGACGUACUGUUAGUGGGAAUCCACGAUAUUGUGGUGCUAUUUCAUAAAAUCGGAAAUUUAAUAUUAUUAGAACGUUGAUAUUAUUUUGUGGAAAAAUUAAAAUGGCAAUUAAGUUAACAGCGAACAUAAAUAAUCCUCCUAUAAGCGGUUUGGCAACUGCUCAUCUUAUAAGCGAGACUAUAGAAGUUGAAGUUGCAUGGGGUAAUGAAACUUCGCUCCAAUUUCCUGACAAGCGCCAGCUUCUUUGUCAUUCCAAUAAUGAUGUGUUGAGGGCGCUGGCACGUGUGGCUCCAGAGUAUAAGCUUUAUGGAGAAAAUGCUAUUGAACGUACCCAAAUAGAUCAUUGGUUGUCGUUUUCAUUAACAUGCGAAGAUGACAUAUUCUGGGCAUUGUCGUUUCUUGAUAAAUCAAUUGCCCCUGUAACCUAUCUAGUAGCGAACAAGCUAACUAUUGCUGAUUUUGCUCUUUUCAACGAGAUGCAUGCUCGUUAUGAGUUUCUUUCAACUAAAGGCAUACCACAACAUGUACAACGCUGGUACAACCUUAUAAAUUCGCAACCUCUUAUUCAAAAAGUUUUAGAGGCAUUGCCAGAAGAAGCCCUUGGUGCAGCCAAAAGAUCCAAAAGAAGUAAUGGUGUUAAACUAAGUGAAAGCGAAAGUUCACAUUUUUCUGGUAAAACAAAAGCAAGUGAACGUAAGCAGGAAGGAAAAUUUAUAGAUCUACCCGGUGCUGAAAUGGGUAAAGUUGUAGUACGAUUUCCUCCAGAAGCGUCUGGAUAUUUGCACAUUGGACAUGCUAAAGCUGCCCUAUUAAAUCAGUACUAUGCAUUAAACUUUAAUGGCAAACUAAUAAUGCGAUUCGACGACACUAAUCCAGCGAAAGAAACUGUUGAGUUUGAAGAAGUUAUUUUGGGCGAUGUCGAAUUGUUACAGAUUAAACCUGAUGUUUUUACCCACACAUCCAAUUACUUCGAAAUUAUGUUACAAUAUUGCGAACAAAUGAUUAAAGAUGGCAAGGCAUAUGUAGAUGACACUCCGGCGGACAAAAUGAAAGUUGAACGCGAACAACGUUUGGAAUCAGUAAACAGGUCAAAUGAUGUGGAAAGAAAUCUAUCAUUGUGGCUGGAAAUGGUGAACGGCACAGAUAUAGGCCAAAAAUGCUGCGUUCGGGCAAAAAUUGAUAUGUCUUCAGCAAAUGGCUGCAUGCGUGAUCCAACUAUAUACCGUUGCAAGAAUGAGCCUCACCCACGUACAGGCACAAAAUACAAGGUCUAUCCAACUUACGAUUUUGCUUGUCCGAUUGUUGAUUCAAUAGAAGGGGUUACGCACACGUUACGUACAAUGGAAUACCAUGAUCGUGAUGAUCAAUUCUAUUGGUUCAUUGAUGCGCUUAAGUUGCGAAAACCGUACAUAUGGGAAUACAGUCGGUUAAAUAUGACAAACACUGUGCUAUCUAAACGUAAGCUGACAUGGUUCGUUGAGUCUAGAUUAGUGGAUGGAUGGGAUGAUCCACGUUUUCCGACAGUUCGGGGAAUUAUUCGUCGAGGCAUGACUGUUGAGGGUUUACGCGAAUUUAUUAUAGCUCAAGGAUCAAGUAAAUCUGUAGUAUUUAUGAAUUGGGAUAAAAUUUGGGCAUUUAAUAAGAAAGUGAUCGAUCCAAUUGCACCUCGUUACACUGCACUCAACUACGAAAAUCGUGUUAUUGUAAAUGUUUUAGAUGCAAAGGUAGAAAAGAUUGAGGUACCUAAACAUCCAAAAAAUGAAAGUCUUGGAAUGAAAGAAAUAACCAUUGGCCCACGUGUAUAUAUUGAUUAUGAUGAUGCGAUUGCCCUAAAGGAGGGGGAAAAUGCCACCUUUAUAAAUUGGGGCAACUUGUUAAUAAAAAAAAUACAUAAAGAUAACAGCAGUAAAAUAUUGAAAAUAGAUGCGACUUUGAAUUUGGAUAAUAAGGACUUUAAAAAGACAUUAAAGCUUACUUGGCUUGCUGUGGAAAAUGAUAAUUCCAUUUAUCCGCCCACAUUCUGUGUCUACUUUGACAAUAUUAUAAGUAAAGCAGUAUUGGGGAAAGAUGAAGACAUUAAACAAUACAUUGGUCACAAAACUAGGGAGGAAAUAAAAAUGCUUGGUGAUCCCGAACUAAUGAAAUGCAAGAAAGGAGACAUAAUCCAGCUUCAACGUCGAGGUUUCUUUAAAGUUGAUGUUGCUUAUGCGCCAGCCAGUCCAUUCUCGAAUGUUGUAACGCCGGUCAUUCUGUUCUCAAUACCUGAUGGCCACACUAAAGAUAUGCCUUCGUCAGGUUUGAAAAUAAACGCCAAUUUACAUGAUGCGAAAAAUAUCAUUGAAUCAUCACCGAUUCCUAAUUCUAACGCAUCCGUCCUGAAUAAAAAUAUCUCUGAACAAGGUAAUAUUAUACGUGAUCUUAAAGCAAAAAAAUCUACAAAGGAUAAAGUCGAUUUAGAGGUUAAGAAGCUGUUAGAACUGAAAGCUCAAUUUAAAACGUUAACUGGUCAAGACUGGAAACCUGGUACAGAAGUAGUUGAUGUGACUGCACAAUCGGACGCUAAAACCGCUGUUGAACAAGUACUCAAUAAAAUUGCUGAUCAAGGCGACAAAGUCCGUCAGCUAAAAUCGCAAAAAGCCAAUAAAACGGUUAUAGAAACAGAAGUUAAAGUACUGAUUUCUCUCAAAGCAGAUUAUAAGAAACUUACAGGAAGUGAUUGGAAGCCAGUAACUGUAAAACCAGUGGUUUUUAAGAAGGAGAAGUUUCCAGAGCAACCAUCAGCUAAUACCGUUGCAGAUUUACUUGCAAAAAUAUCUAAACAGGGAGACAAAGUUCGCUCACUUAAAAAUGCUAAUGGAGAAAAAAACAUUAUAGAUACUGAAGUUAAAUUGUUGUUGGCACUAAAAACGGACUACAAAAGUCUCACUGGACAAGACUGGAAACCGGCAACAACAGUUCCGUCAUCUAAAACGGUUCCAGAAUCUAAAAUUGAUUUGACCGACGACGACAGUCGAGACCUCAGUGCACUCCUUACACGAAUAAAGUUCCAGGGUGACAAAAUUCGAAUAUUGAAAUCGGAAAAAGCCCCCAAGACUACAAUUGACCUUGAAGUGCAAUCCUUGUUGAGUUUAAAAGCUGGUUACAAACAAAGAACCGGCACAGAGUGGACACCCAACAUUAAGAUGGAACCAAAAGAAGUUAUUCCCAUUGAGCACAUAUCGGUUAAAAUGUCUACUUCUCCAGAAAAAGAAUUGUUAAUCAAAGAAAUCAAUGUUCAAGGUGAUAAAGUUCGUACUGCCAAGUCGACUAAUUUACCAAAAGAAAAUAUUGAUGCUGAAGUGAAAAAGUUGUUGGCACUCAAGACGAAAUACAAAGAAAUUACUGGAACUGAUUUUCCAAACAUCGGCGCACGUGGGGGUAAUGGCUCAAAAAAAGGAAGUGAAAAGAAUAAUUUAACUCAUAACAAGGAAACGACACAACUUAAAGCAGACGUUAAUGCCCUGGCGAGUGGACUUAAAAAGCAGACACGACUUGGGCUUGAAGCUACAAAAGAGGAAAAUCUUCCUGAAUGGUAUUCGCAGGUUAUUACUAAAGGGGAACUAAUUGAAUAUUAUGAUGUGUCUGGUUGUUAUAUAUUGCGCCACUGGUCAUUUGCAAUUUGGAAAUUUAUUAAAACUUGGUUCGAUGCCGAAAUAACCAAAAUGGGCGUUAAGGAGUGCUACUUUCCCAUAUUCGUUUCACGUGCUGCUCUUGAAAGGGAAAAGACUCAUAUUGCGGAUUUCGCACCAGAAGUUGCAUGGGUGACGAAAUCAGGAAGCUCUGACUUGGCUGAGCCAAUUGCUGUGCGACCUACCUCCGAAACGGUUAUGUACCCGGCAUAUGCAAAGUGGAUUCAGUCCUAUCGUGAUUUACCCAUGCGUUUAAACCAAUGGAACAACGUUGUUAGAUGGGAAUUCAAGCAUCCUCAGCCAUUCCUGCGAACUCGUGAAUUUCUCUGGCAAGAAGGUCAUACUGCGUUUGCCACAAAAGCAGAAGCCGAUCAAGAAGUAUUGGAUAUUUUAGAUUGUUAUGCGCAUAUCUACACGAAUCUUCUUGCUAUACCUGUAGUGAAGGGUCGUAAAACAGAAAAGGAGAAAUUCGCUGGAGCUGAUUAUACCACUACUGUAGAAGCUUUUAUUUCCGCAUCGGGUCGCGCUAUUCAAGGCGCUACCAGUCAUCAUUUAGGUCAAAAUUUCUCGAAAAUGUUCGAGAUCAUGUUUGAAGAUCCCGAGACGCAACAAAAACAAUUUGUAUUCCAGAAUUCUUGGGGACUAACUACUCGUACGAUUGGUGUCAUGAUUAUGGUGCAUGCAGACAAUCAGGGGCUGGUGUUGCCGCCACGUGUUGCUUGUAUACAAGCUAUUAUUGUACCUUGUGGCAUAACGGUUAAUACGAAACCCAAUGAACGUGAACGGCUUUUACAAGCUUGUAAAAAGCUUGAAGGACAGUUGAACGUAAAGGGUGUUCGUUGUGAAGGUGAUUAUCGUGACAAUUACUCACCAGGUUGGAAGUUUAAUCAUUGGGAGUUGAAGGGUGUUCCACUUCGUAUUGAACUUGGUCCAAAAGAUAUGAAGAAUAAUCAAAUUGUUGCGGUACGCCGGGAUACGGGUGAAAAACUUAUUUUGGCUUUAGAAGACGUCGAGUCAAAAAUUAGCCAAUUGUUGGAAACAAUACAUGAUAGUAUGUUAGCAAAAGCGAAAAAAGAGUUGGUUAAUCAUACAAAACUUACAAAGAAUUGGACGGACUUCUGCAAAUUUUUGGAUGCUAAGAAUAUUCUACUUUCCCCAUUUUGUGGUGAAAUCAGCUGUGAAGAAAAAAUUAAAGGGGAUAGUGCAAGAGACGAGGAGGCAGAACCUGGAGCUCCUGCUAUGGGCGCUAAAUCACUUUGCAUACCAUUUGAUCAACCUGCUGCGAUUACUGUUAGCGAUAAAUGUAUUCACCCAAGUUGCGUAAAUAAACCCCAAUUUUAUACGUUAUUUGGACGCAGUUAUUAAUUUAACAUUAAAUGGCGGACGAAAAUAUCUCAAAAAAAAAAA